GUCAGCGCUCUCGCUGCCGCUGCUGCCCACGAGAAACCCGCGUCAUCGGGGCAAGUCUCGCCCGGAGCGGUUGCGCCGGUGCCGACGGCCGCCACUGGGCGGGCGAUGCGAGUGGCAGUUGUUGCCGCCGUCGCCUCCCACGGCACCGAUAAGGGCAACGGCGAGCGCGGCAAAGGGAGCGGCGGCCGGGCGGUCCCCAGCAGGGUAGUUUCGCGUAGGCGAACGUUCGGUGCCAGCGGCGGGGGCACCGCCGCCGCCGCCGGAGCGGGGGGGGAACUGCGAGGGUUCGACGCCGCCCCGUACCAAUCAACCGUCCAUUUUCGAGAUAGAUGAUACUCCGUUGUGGUGAUCACACCGUUUUUUCAUCAGUGUCGACACCGGCCGGAGGCAGUACACGACCAGUCGGCCAACCGCAAGGGAAACAGGACUACUUUUGUCGCUGCCUGCUGGACGUCGGCCAACCAUCUACAAUCCAUCCGCCUGCUGCCUGGCGGAAGAAUCUAGCCCUCUGCCGCUGUCUCCGCCGUGGCUUUGAGCGUCUCGAUGAGUGCUCUUCUCGCGAAGAGUUUGCAAGCGAGCGAAGGAGAGGUUCUCCCCUUGGGCUCUCCACAUGCACUGAGAGCACAACAUUUGGCACGGGCCCAUACAUGUUAAAGAAAAAGAGGCUCACAUUUUCACGAAAACGGGUAACGAAACAUACCUCACCGGUGGACCCUGAGUUGAAUAAAGUACAGAGUAAGUCGCUGUUGCUCUGUCUGUCGUAGCCAAACAAUAAACGACAAGAGGGUU
Molecule: messenger RNA, 789 nt
Organism: Ectocarpus sp. CCAP 1310/34
Lineage: Eukaryota; Phaeophyceae; Ectocarpales; Ectocarpaceae
Source: the annotation of a GenBank genome assembly